CCGGACGCAGCUUUGCGGGCUUCCGUGAGAGCUGCGGUGUCAGGCGGACACGCAGCAACGGGAACAAUGCAACGUUUUGACGCCGGUAUCGUUUUGUUUUGGUUUCUUUUUUUUCUAAAAAAGAAAAGAAAGGAAAAGAGAAAAAGCUUCAAGCGGCGAGUUGCAGGAAAAACCGCACAUCCUCAGCCAUGGCCGCCAUCAGCAGCUCAAACACGUUUUUUGCCCUGGAGCUGCUCCGCACUCUGAGCCAAGGGAACCCCGCCGGGAACAUCUUCGUCUCUCCGCUGAGCAUCAGCUCGGCCCUGGCCAUGGUCUACCUGGGGGCUAGAGGGGACACCGCUGCUCAGAUGGCGCGGGCCCUGUCGUUCAGCUCGGGCGAAGGCGUCCACGCAGACUUCGAGAAGCUAAACGCGGACAUCAACUCGCCAUCUGCAUCAUACAUCCUGAAAAUAGCCAACCGUCUUUACGGAGAGAAUACCGCCAACUUCCUCCCCCAAUUCCUCAAAGCCACGCAGAAGUACUACCAGGCGGACCUGAAGGCCGUUGACUUCAUCGGGGCUCCAGAGGUGUGCCGGGGGGAGAUCAACAGCUGGGUCGAGCAGCAGACAGAAAAUAAGAUAAAAGAUCUUCUGAAGCCAGGAACAGUCAGUACGAUGACAAGACUGGCUCUGGUCAAUGCCAUCUACUUCAAGGGAAACUGGAUGAACCGCUUUGACGAAGCGAACACCAAAGAGAUGCCCUUUAAAGUCAGCCAGAAUGAGACCAAGCAAGUCCAGAUGAUGUACCAGAUGAAGAAGCUGCCCUACAACUACAUCCCCGAUCACGGUCUGCAGAUCCUGGAGCUGCCGUAUGUGGAGGAGGAGCUCAGCAUGUUCAUCCUGUUGCCCGAGGAGUCCGCGGGCAGCUCUGACCCUCUGCUGAAGCUGGAGAAGGAGCUGACGCAGGAGAGGCUGGAUGAAUGGACCAACAGGGAAAACAUGGACGUCCAUUCAGAAGUCGUCGUUCACCUGCCAAAGUUCAAGCUGGAGGAAGACUACGAGCUGAACGAGCCCCUGGCUAAACUGGGCAUGACCGACGUGUUCUGCGCGGCAAAAGCAGACCUGUCGGGCAUGAACGGCGAAGGAGGACUCUUCCUGUCCACGGUAGCCCACAAGGCCUUCGUGGAGGUGAACGAGGAGGGCACGGAGGCGGCCGCAGCCACAGCUGGCAUGGUAGCGUUCUGUAUGCUCAGGGAGGAACACUUCACAGCAGACCACCCCUUCCUCUUCUUCAUUAGGCACAACAAGACCAAGUCCAUCCUCUUCCUCGGCAGGUUCUCGUCUCCUCAGUAGUCGGAACCAGCGGAGGAAGAUGUUGGGCCGCUUCAAAUUUAAAAAAACAAAAAACAAAAUCCCUUUAAACGUGGGCUUUAUUUUCUGUGAUGUUUUGCUAAUUAAAGAACUGUAUUUUGGUCUGCUUUUGCACUGAAA
Molecule: messenger RNA, 1469 nt
Organism: Xiphias gladius (swordfish)
Lineage: Eukaryota; Metazoa; Chordata; Actinopteri; Istiophoriformes; Xiphiidae
Product: leukocyte elastase inhibitor-like
Exons: 7
Coding region: 189-1331 (380 amino acids)
Biological process (GO): negative regulation of endopeptidase activity
Molecular function (GO): serine-type endopeptidase inhibitor activity
Source: RefSeq, a predicted model, not a curated record